AUAGAUUUUAGGUUAUGUACUUUUCCUCUUGUCUUAUUUAUUGUUAUUGUGCUAUUAGCUUUCUGGUGUAUUAAUGUUUAUUAUAUAAUUCUGUUGGAUUUUUUUACAAAUUUGAAAUAUUAUUCAAAUUUAAAAGAAUCUGUUUUGGCAUACUAUGUAAUAAGUUGUUCCAGUUUUAGAAUGAGUCUUGAAACUUGUCGGUUAUGUGGCUCUGAAAAACGUAUUGGUGUAAAUUUGUUAGAUAGGGGAGCAAGAAUUGGUUUGUUUACAAAAAUUUUGGAACUAUUUUCCAAAGAAGUUAUUCAGAUUGAUGUUAAUGAUAUGCUGUCAAAGUUUGUUUGCAAGGAUUGUGAAAUAACAGUUAAUCAUUUUUCUGAAUUCUGUGAACUGGUGAAAAAGACUCAGAAGAUUCUACACCAAAAAACAACCAUACCCAGCUUGUCAUUGAAGAAAUCGGUUGUACCCCACAUUGUUGGCUGUCACAAUAAUGGAACAGAAUCAGUGAAUGUGACCGUUGCUUCGGAUGGGAAAUUCAAAUGUGAGAUCUGCGAAACCAGCCUGGACAAUGUGCAGACGAUGACUCUGCACAUGGUGACUCACGGCCUGGGCACGGUGGUGUGUCGUUGCAGGGAGUGCGGCCACAGCGACGAGGUCAGCUGCUUCAUCAAGGACAGAGUGCUAGUGUGUCCCACCUGCUUCUUCACCGCCAAUAAACCGACCGACAACAACAAGAAACACGUUUGUGAAGUGUGCAACAAGUCUUUCAGAACGAUGGGGCAUAAGAACAGACACAAAAUGAUUCACGACGGCCUCAAACCGUACCUCUGCGAAACUUGCGGGGUCAGAUUCAGUCAGAAAGCCAGUCUGAAGAUCCACACACUUAGCCACAAAAACGCGUUUCCGUUCAGUUGCGAGUGGUGCGGUCAGUCGUUCAGGUACAAAGUGUCGCUCACUUCGCACACGAUGAACGUUCACUCGCAGGCCUCCGAUUCGAAACACGAGUGCGAUCAGUGUAAAAAGCAGUUCGCCACUGCUCAUAAGCUGCAAAGGCAUUACCGCAGUCACACAGGCGAGCAGCCCUACCGCUGCUCCAUCUGCAACCGGACUUUCUCUCAGUCAGGCAACUACAAUGCACACAUGUUGAAUCACAAGACUGACUUCACUGAUUUCAUUGUCGACGACCUACUCAAGACACCACCUAGCAAAACAAUAGAAUCCAUAUACAAUAACCACACAUCAAUCAGCGAUGCUGAUAAGGAUUACACACCUAUCAAUGAGCCGGCUCAAUUAAAAUUCAAUGAAGACCAAAAUAAUAUCCCAAAAGAAGCACCUGAAAAUUUAUUUGGAAACUUCCAGCCUCAUGACUGUGUAUUUGAUACAAUUGUCUAAAGUUGGUAGGCCUAUCUCUUUGCCAAUAAAUUUGUUGUCGAUAAUCUCUCCCUAAAUAAUGAGAUUUUUUAGUAAGCCUAUUUACAUGAACAUACUCUCUGUUUUGAAUCAGUAAAUGCAAAGGCAAAUACACAAAAGCUAAAAUAAGAGAAUAUGGAACACAAGUUAACACGGGAAUCAGUGGAGCAGAUGGCAUCAUUCCCUUCACACGCAUACAGCAUCCUUCCACAACACCGAGAUCCGCCUUUCCCCCUACAGCAUUGUUCGACAAAUCAUCAAUUAGUCCACACAGUCACUGCAGUAAACUAUUAUCAGACUCUAGCCUGUUACUGUUAGCCCAUUACCUUGUAUGCAUAUUUUUUUAUUAUUAUUUACUAUUGCUAUCUAGUCAUUGUAUGCAUAUUGCAACACUUUGAAUGCAUUCAUAUGCAGAUGCAUGUGAACUUUAAGUGCUCUCAUGUGCUCCUGGUGGCUAACGGCUAGAUUUAUGAUUUUGUUACUGCA
This is a messenger RNA of Nilaparvata lugens (brown planthopper), 1893 nucleotides long. RefSeq names its product zinc finger protein 708. The transcript has 3 exons. The record is from RefSeq and is a predicted model, not a curated record. Gene Ontology annotation, biological process: regulation of DNA-templated transcription. Gene Ontology annotation, molecular function: zinc ion binding; RNA polymerase II cis-regulatory region sequence-specific DNA binding; DNA-binding transcription factor activity, RNA polymerase II-specific. NCBI's taxonomy places the organism in Eukaryota, Metazoa, Arthropoda, Insecta, Hemiptera, Delphacidae. Gene Ontology annotation, cellular component: nucleus. Bases 181 to 1389 code for a protein of 402 amino acids.